Messenger RNA from Glycine soja, 1096 nucleotides. RefSeq names its product elongation factor 1-delta-like. The transcript is spliced from 8 exons. Bases 130 to 822 code for a protein of 230 amino acids. Gene Ontology annotation, molecular function: guanyl-nucleotide exchange factor activity; translation elongation factor activity. Gene Ontology annotation, cellular component: eukaryotic translation elongation factor 1 complex; cytosol. NCBI's taxonomy places the organism in Eukaryota, Viridiplantae, Streptophyta, Magnoliopsida, Fabales, Fabaceae. Gene Ontology annotation, biological process: translational elongation. The record is from RefSeq and is a predicted model, not a curated record.
GUUUCAGUUCCAAGCCAAUAAAAAGUGAUAAUCACUCUCUCACUCUCACUCUUUCCGUCUCUCGUUAGUCGUUUGUAACGCCUUUGUUUGCGUUUUUUGCACAGAAGAAUUAACACAUAUAUAGCAAGCAUGGCAGUCACACUCUACGACCUUAGCUCUGCCUCUGGGUUGAAGAAGCUUGAUGAGUACCUUCUCCCACGCAGCUACAUCACCGGGUACCAAGCUACAAAGGAUGAUCUUACUGUUUAUGCAGCUUUGCCAACUGCUCCAUCAGAUGAAUAUGGAAAUGUUUCCAGGUGGUACAAGCACAUUGAUGCUUUGUUGAGAAUCUCUGGUGUUUCUGGCGAGGGAUCUGGUGUUAUUGUUGAGGGAUCCCUGGUUGCGGAGCCUGUUGCAACUCCCCCAGCUGCUGACACUAAGGCUGCUGUUGCUGAGGAUGACGAUGAUGAUGAUGUUGAUUUGUUUGGUGAAGAGACUGAGGAAGAGAAGAAGGCAGCUGAGGAACGGGCAGCUGCAGUGAAGGCAUCUGCAAAAAAGAAAGAGUCUGGGAAAUCAUCUGUUCUGUUGGAUGUAAAACCAUGGGAUGAUGAAACUGACAUGAAGAAGCUUGAAGAAUCAGUGAGAUCUGUUCAGAUGGAAGGGUUGCUUUGGGGUGCAUCCAAACUUGUUCCUGUUGGAUACGGUAUUAAGAAACUGCAAAUUAUGCUUACUAUUGUGGAUGACCUAGUUUCUGUUGAUACUCUUAUUGAGGAACAUCUCACAGUUGAGCCCAUCAAUGAAUAUGUCCAGAGUUGUGACAUUGUGGCCUUCAAUAAAAUAUAAACUACAAUCGGUGGGAUUUGGAGAUCAUGGCAACUGGGAGAAUUGCAAGUUUUAGAAACUAUGUUCUAGGGGGAACUACCCUGAAUUGAGAAUUUUUGUCUUUAGAAACCCGCUUAUAUUAUUUGUUUCUAUAUAUCUUUGUGUUGUCAUCGGAUUAUUUGGAUAGUAAUAAUUUCACCUUUAAUGUGUCAACGGAUUAUUUGGAUGGAAUCACUCAUCUGCUAAAAAGACUUUCAACCAUUUGAAUGGAAUCCCCAUUUGAGGUUGAAGUUUA